Molecule: messenger RNA, 1541 nt
Organism: Neodiprion fabricii
Lineage: Eukaryota; Metazoa; Arthropoda; Insecta; Hymenoptera; Diprionidae
Gene: Syx16
Product: syntaxin-16
Exons: 5
Coding region: 377-1360 (327 amino acids)
Biological process (GO): vesicle fusion; intracellular protein transport; vesicle-mediated transport
Cellular component (GO): SNARE complex; membrane; endomembrane system
Molecular function (GO): SNAP receptor activity; SNARE binding
Source: RefSeq, a predicted model, not a curated record
UUGUCUUGAAAUAUUUAUUUCGUCUAUGCCCAAGUCAAUGUUCGGUAUUAUAAGUCACAUAAACGGAUAGAAACCAAGAUAGGCUCGUCGUAUACUCUAUUAAAUUUAGAUAAAAUGUUACAUGGCCAGCAAUGAAGGUGGAACUGAUACUUCAGAAAGCCCUUGAAUAUCCCAUUUAAGAGAAACUAAACGUUUCGCCGUGCAUGUUACAGAACAAUGGAUCGAUUCGUUGAAAAAUAAAGAUUCCAUGGUUAGAAACAUGACGACUGCGACUCCCUGUUGAUGACGGCUCGGUCUUAGAGCUGUCAAGGUGUAAAAAAAGAGAGUGAUAAAUAUUUAGAGUCAGACUUAAUAAAGACUGUACUGUAAUAAAACAAUGGCGACUCGAAGUUUAACAGAACCUUUUAUUCUUAUGCGUAACAAUGCAUCACAGACUCGACACAUAUACUCUGAACAAAAUUUGUCGGACAGAAUGGCUCUUGUAGCCCCGGAAUCAAUGACUGGAGGUGACGUCGAGCUAGGGGGUUUGAAUUUGGCUGGAGAUGCACCACCUGCAUGGUCUGAUGCUCUGGAAGAAACCCAAUACAUCCUUAGUAGACUGCGAGCAAAGCUUGCUGAAUUAAAGGAACUUCAUGCAAAGCAUUUGACCAGGCCAACGUUGGAUGACACGUCUCAGGAAGAAAGGCAGAUGGAGCAAUUGACCAGAGAGAUGGGAAGAGCAUUUACAAGUGGCCAUCGGCAAGUGCAACUUAUCAAGACAGCUGCCAGACAAGAAAGUAGAGCAAGUGAACGUCGACUUGCAGCCAGUGCCGCAGUAGCUCUUUCCACUGCUCUCCAGGAGCUGGGGUUAUCCUAUCGAGCUGCGCAAAGCCACUACUUACAGCAAUUGAAUUCGAGAGAAGAAAGAAGUCGGCAGUACUUUGAGGAAGAUCAAGAGUUUGUUUCUGUUGAACCAUCGGAUUCAUGGGCAACAGAUUUAAAGUUUGCCCAGGUUGGUGGAAGUAACUAUGAACAACAACACGAACGGCAGUUGCAGCAAGAGGUCCUUUUGGAAUUUGAUGACGAAGAGCGGACCAGAGAAGCAAUGAUAAGAGAACAAGAAGUCGGACAUAUUGUACAGAGCAUAUCUGAUCUAAAUCAUAUAUUUAAGGACCUGGCACACAUGGUUCAGGAUCAAGGUAGCGUAUUAGACCGAAUUGACUACAACGUUGAACAGACACAGAUACAAGUGCAAGAGGGUUAUAAGCAAUUAAAAAAAGCUGAUACGUACCAAAGAGCGAAUCGCAAAUUAUACUGUAUUAUGGUGCUAACAAUUAGUAUAAUAUUCCUCAGCUUCCUCUUUGUUAUAUUCAAAACCUAGUACAAUUGUAUUAAUAAUAUCACUGAAUUAAGUAAUUAUCGUCCCAUGGUUAUUUAAUUAAUUAAUCACUACAAUGUCGAAUUUAUCCAUAGACAAUUCAUGUGUAUGUAUGUACCUAUGUACAAGUAUAAUAAUGAUAUGUAAUGCUGACAGCUAAUAAAUUAUCAACUAUUUAUUUAAA